AUGGAGGUAAAGAGACGUGUAAAAGUCUAUCAACUCGAUCCAAGCGGAAAGUGGGAUGACAAGGGAACUGGACACGUGUCAUGCUCCACUGGCAUGGGAGGAUUGACUAUUCUUGUCCAGUCGGAAGAGGACGGAUCCACCAUAUUAGAGACUCGAGUUUUUGACGAAAACUCGUAUCAGAGACAACAGGACACUCUGAUUCUUUGGACAGACCCCACCACAAAUAUAGAUCUUGCAUUAAGUUUUCAAGAGCCCGAUGGGUGUCAGGAGAUUUGGGAGACCAUCACCAACGAUUCCGAUAUACUUGCAAUCGUUGAACCUACCGUCGAAAAUUUGGCGCAAAUCAGCGAUAUCAUCGACCCAUUGUCACCAAGCAAGGAAAAAAUAGCAAUGUCUCUUUGUAGAGAGGACUAUAUAAAACAAUUGUUGGAUUUAUUCGAUCUGGUUGAACCAAAUCAAGAUAAAGAACAACUUUUCCACUUUUUUCACAUAUUUAAAAAUAUCAUUUUAAUGAAUGAAACUUCACUUUUUGAAACAAUAUUAUCAGAUGAAUUUAUUUUAAGAGUCAUGGGACCAUUAGAAUAUGAUCCAGAUAUAUCAGAACAAAAUCGUAUAAAACAUAGAGAUUUUUUAAAUAAUCAUGUUGUAUUCAAAGAAGUUGUAAAGUUUACAGAACAACAACAAAAUAGCAUUUUACCAAUCAUUCAUCAAACCUUUAGAGUUCAAUAUUUAAAAGAUGUUGUGUUGCCACGAGUUUUGGAUGAUCUAACUUUUGCAACAUUAAACUCGAUCAUUUAUUUUAACAAUUCUGAAAUUAUUACUCUUUUUCUAAAUGAUCCAUCACUUUUACAUCAAGUGAUUACAAAAAUUGAAAUUAGUGAACCAAGUUCAAAAGAGAAAAUAGAUUCAUUAUUAUUCUUUCAAGAAUUAUGUGGAAUAGCAAAAGGAUUACAACCAACCAGCAAAAUACACUUUUUCAGUACAAUCACUGACAAUGAUGAUGUAUUAUUUAAAACUCUAAAAAUUGCAAUCGAUGAUGAAAAUCCACAAUGUCGAUUAUCAUGUACUGAAAUUAUUUUAUCAAUAUUACAAUUUGAUGCAAGAGUUUUGAGAAAUUACAUUUCAACAGAUAGUUCAUUCUUUUCAAAAUUAAUAUCAAGGUUUAUUAAUGACUCUGAUAUUGGUGUAAAAAAUCAAAUAGCAGAGAUUAUUAAAAUUCUAGUUGAAGCUGAAUCAAAUGAACUCAUCAUCCGUGCCGACAACAUCUCCAAUACAUUUGAAAGCCCCGAGGUCACCUGUAACACCAGCGCCCCACGCAACGAACGAGAGCUCGACGAAGAGGAAGAGUCGUAUUUCAGAGAUGACUCUGAUGACUCGGACAAUGACAAUGACUCACUAUCUGACCUUAAAUAUUACAAUAUGCAACAACAACAACAACAACAAAAGGGAGUCAAGGUCGUAGAUUAUGAUUCAGACGAAGAAGAUUUUAUUUUAACUUCAAUUAAAAGAGGUGUCUCAACAACUACAACAACAACAACAGCGGACAACAAUAAUAAUAAUAGCAUAAAUACAGAUGAUGAAAUGACCGACUCUACCAAUACAGAUAUCACAAGUACAUCAAUAUUUGAACAAUUGGAACAACAAGAACAAGAACAACAAGAUACAAAACAAGAACAAGAAUUGAAGCCAUCAUCAGAAGAGGAGCAAGUAAGAGUAGAACCAGUUACUGAACAACAGCAACAUUCUAUUGUGCAACUAGUUGUCGACGAAAAAUCAGAGUCGGAAUCAGUGCCAAAAGAGAGUGGUUGUAACAAGGAACCUGAUGAAACUACUGUUUGUAAUGGUGCCAAUCACAAAUCAAUCCAAAAAGAAGAAGAAGAAGAAGUAGAAGAAGAAAAGGAUUCAAAUGUACAAAUUAAUCAUAAACAACAACAACAAGAACAAGAAGACAAACACACUACCAGCAGCAGUACAUCAAAACGAGUCAUCAAGAGAAAGAGUAUAGAAACUAGUCUAAAUGAUCAAGAUGAUGAUUUGGAUUCAGCAGAAUAUAAUAAUAAUAAUAACAAUACCGACGACAAUAAUAAUAAUAAUAAUAAUAACAAUAGCAACAAUAAUGGGGAUAUGAUGAUCGACUCUAAUCAUGUAGACGCCAAAAUAUUAAAAUCAAAUAACCACGACAACAAUAACAACAGUAGUAAUAGUAAUAAUAAUAGUAGCAGUAGCGGUAAUAAUGAAAAAGAAACAACUACAGAUGAUUUAAUUGAAAAUGGUGGCAGCGAACAGCAACAUCGAACAAUUAAAAGAGUUAAAAUCAAGGAUAAUACCGCCAUCAGUAACAACAAUAAUGAUGCUCCAAAGCAGCAGCAACAACAACAGCCUCACCAAUGUGCCAUUGUAGAUAGUAAAGAAUAA
Molecule: messenger RNA, 2415 nt
Organism: Cavenderia fasciculata
Lineage: Eukaryota; Evosea; Eumycetozoa; Acytosteliales; Cavenderiaceae
Gene: smkA
Product: EVH1 domain-containing protein
Exons: 6
Coding region: 1-2415 (804 amino acids)
Biological process (GO): protein dephosphorylation; DNA damage response
Cellular component (GO): protein phosphatase 4 complex; nucleoplasm
Molecular function (GO): protein phosphatase activator activity
Source: RefSeq, a predicted model, not a curated record